ACCCUCGUUUAAGUCUUAACCGUAGGUAAGUAAACACUUCUCACUUACAAACCCAAAGCCCAAAACCCCUAACAAAGAACCUCACAGCAUUUCCGAAAAUCCUUUGCAAUCUCCGAUGGCCUCAGCAGCCGCCGCCAGAUCCAUAUUCCGGUCAUGCUCCGGCUCCGCUCGCGGCGCUGCGGCUCGUCUCGCUCCCCAAGCUACAUCUACAGCUAAAACGGCUCGCUCUCCCUUUCGCAUCCCAACCAGAAAUUCUCUCUCUAAGUCCGCUUUCAGGUGUCCUGUUCAAACGAGUUUUUGUGUGGAGUCAAUGCUGCCAUACCACACUGCGACUGCAUCGGCUUUGAUGACAUCAAUGCUCUCAAUCUCUGGCGGCACUUACGGUUGGCUCCCAGAUGCUUGCAAUGAUGAUGUGUGAUGAAUGCCGAGGAUUCAAGCAAAGUUUUUGUACAAAAUUCUUCAUUAUAAGACAGUGACUGCUGAUAAGUUAGAAGUUUUGAAUGAGCUGCAGAAGAUACAAGUUGAAUAUCCUGAGCUCCAAAACUUAGAUGAACUAGUGCACUCCAUUAAUUUUUGUCAAUGACAUAAAGGCAUUAGUACUAUUUGUCUGAUGAUUGAUGUUUGAUAUGUAGCCCAUAGACUUUAAAUGAGAAGAUGUAUUGCAGAACAAUGAAUUCAGUUAUUUCUUCUUUCUUCAAAGAUUUUUGCAUCAAUGUUAAUAAGCUCAAUGUAGCAUUGUACUAA
Quercus robur (English oak) is the source of this 744-nucleotide messenger RNA. Its product is annotated as protein NUCLEAR FUSION DEFECTIVE 6, mitochondrial. The transcript is spliced from 3 exons. Bases 116 to 418 code for a protein of 100 amino acids. The record is from RefSeq and is a predicted model, not a curated record. Gene Ontology annotation, cellular component: mitochondrion. Lineage: Eukaryota; Viridiplantae; Streptophyta; Magnoliopsida; Fagales; Fagaceae.